Messenger RNA from Neltuma alba, 1906 nucleotides. RefSeq names its product proline--tRNA ligase, cytoplasmic. The record is from RefSeq and is a predicted model, not a curated record. Gene Ontology annotation, biological process: prolyl-tRNA aminoacylation. The transcript has 12 exons. Bases 134 to 1666 code for a protein of 510 amino acids. NCBI's taxonomy places the organism in Eukaryota, Viridiplantae, Streptophyta, Magnoliopsida, Fabales, Fabaceae. Gene Ontology annotation, molecular function: proline-tRNA ligase activity; ATP binding. Gene Ontology annotation, cellular component: cytoplasm; aminoacyl-tRNA synthetase multienzyme complex.
UUCCAAAGAAGAUAGCCUCCGAAAGCGGAAAACCCUAAUUACUGCGCCAUCUCAAUUGCUAUCCAACAAGCGUUUCCUUCACCGCUGUCGGCUGUUCGUCCGGCGUAGUUGUUUCGUCAGGUCGACAUUCCGGAUGGCUGGGAUGGAUAAAAAGCCUUCUGCAAAACAAUCUGGUGGUGGGAAGAAGAAGGAGGUGAAGAAAGAGACAGGUCUAGGACUUUCUCAUCGAAAGGCAGACAACUUUGGGGAGUGGUAUUCUGAGGUGGUUGUCAAUGGGGAAAUGAUCGAAUACUAUGAUAUUUCUGGAUGCUAUAUUCUAAGGCCAUGGGCUAUGUCAAUAUGGGAGGUCAUGCAAGAAUUCUUUGAUGCGGAAUUAAAGAAAAUGAAAGUCAAGAACUGCUACUUCCCUUUAUUUGUGUCGCCUGGAGUUUUGCAGAAGGAAAAGGAUCAUGUUGAGGGCUUUGCACCAGAGGUUGCUUGGGUAACAAAGUCUGGGGAAACCGAUUUAGAAGUUCCUAUUGCUAUUCGCCCAACCAGUGAGACUGUAAUGUAUCCAUACUACUCUAAGUGGAUAAGGGGACAUCGGGACUUGCCUUUGAAACUUAACCAGUGGUGCAAUGUUGUUAGAUGGGAGUUCAGCAAUCCUACACCUUUUAUCAGGAGUCGUGAGUUUCUUUGGCAGGAAGGACACACUGCUUUUGCAACAAAGGAGGAGGCGGAUGCUGAGGUCCUUGAGAUAUUGGAAUUGUAUAGGCGAAUAUAUGAAGAAUAUUUGGCAAUUCCUGUCAUCAAGGGUAAGAAAAGUGAGCUGGAGAAGUUUGCUGGUGGACUUUACACCACUAGUGUUGAGGCAUUCGUCCCAAAUACUGGUCGAGGCAUACAAGGUGCAACCUCUCAUUGUCUGGGCCAAAAUUUUGCUAAAAUGUUCGAGAUAAACUUUGAAAACGAGAAGGGAGAGAAAGCAAUGGCCUGGCAGAACUCUUGGGCCUACAGUACUCGAACUAUUGGCGUGAUGGUGAUGGUUCAUGGAGAUGACAAGGGAUUGGUGCUACCCCCUAAAGUAGCCUCAGUCCAAGUUAUUGUUAUUCCAGUCCCAUACAAAGAUGCUGAUACUCAGGGUAUAUAUAAUGCCUGUUCUGCAACUGUGAAUACAUUGUGCCAAGCUGGGAUUCGUGCUGAGUCAGACUUUAGGGACAACUAUUCCCCUGGUUGGAAGUAUUCACAUUGGGAAAUGAAAGGUGUUCCUCUAAGGAUUGAAAUUGGACCAAAGGACUUGGCAAAUGAGCAGGUCCGUGCAGUCCGACGUGAUAAUUCAGCAAAAAUAGAUAUCCCUAAUGCUGGUUUGGUUGAGCAAGUCAAAGAUUUGCUGCAUAGUAUUCAACAGAGCCUGUUUGAUGAAGCGAGACGAAAGCGUGAUGCUUGUGUUCAGGUUAUACAUACUUGGGAUGAGUUUGUGGAAGCAUUGAGCCAAAGAAAAAUGAUCUUGGCUCCUUGGUGUGAUGAGGAGGAGGUGGAAGUAGACGUGAAAGCAAGGACAAAGGGUGAGAUGGGAGCGGCUAAGACCCUGUGUAGCCCCUUUGAUCAACCAGAGCUCCCAGAAGGUACCAAAUGCUUUGCAUCAGGAAGAUCUGCGAAGAAAUGGUCAUACUGGGGAAGAAGUUACUAGGUUAUUGGCUCCUGGUUGUGGUUUUUACUCAACUUAAAACUAGAAUUAAAAUAUGCAUUAUUGCCGCGUAUGACUGGAUCCGAUGGGAGGAAAAGAAACGGUAGUUUUGGUUUUGUUUUGUUUUGUUUUGUUUGGGCAUUUUUAAAGUGAUAGGUUUUACGUUGGUCUUUUAUCUUACAUGAUUUAAAGAAUUUUCUUUUGGUACUCUGAAACCAAAAAAAAAAAAAAAGAAUUUUCUUU